CAAUUCUCGACUUUACGUGUGAAGGUCAUUUUCGACAGGAAAGAAGCGAAACCUGAAAAAUACCAUGUGGAUAAAAUAUUGAACUAGAGACAAUGGAGAAAACGAAAAGCCGUUACCGUUUUCUUGAGGUUUAAAACAACAAGAACUAAGAUGUUGAAGGCGAGAUUGGUACUCAACGGACACUUCGGUCCAUUGUGUCAAGUAUGCCUGAGGAAAGCAGGAGAGAAGGCAAUACAUGAUGGUAGUAUCACUAAUGCUCAGCGAAGCUUGGCAGUUAUACCACGGUAUUACACAGGCGGCCAUUACUCACAGCAGCAACAGCCAGGAAUGCUACUUCAACCACAAAUUUUAAACAUUUCUAGGUACCCAUUGACUGGGCUAACAAUAAAACAAUUACACACAAGAAUUCCACGUUCGGGGAGUGUCAACUUUCUGAUCCCCAAAUCAUGGCUAGCUCAGGUCGGAGCAGGGGCAAAUACUCGCAGUGCUGGAACUGUGGUUCGAGUCUUGACUGGUGUGGGGCGAUUCCUCAAGAUUCGAUAUCUUAUGCUGGUUGGUGCCGUAGGAGGAGGUGCCUGGGCUACACAGAAAAUGGAUACAUUUAAAGGAAUGUUUCCUGAUGUCUCAUGGACAAAAGAGUAUUUACCUGAUUCAGAACAGAUGGACAAGUUUAUGCAAUCCAUAAAAGAGGCAAGAAAAUCCUUGUCUCUUCCAGAAAAGGGAUGGAUGAAAAACAAAGUUGAAAGUUUUAAGAGGAAGCAAGAAGAAAUGCUCAACAAGAAGUCUAAUAUGGAUCUAUCAUCUAUUCUCUCUGAGGGUGUACCACAAAUGCAAACAGGUGUUUUCCACCUAAUGGGAUCGCCGAUGCCAGACUCGUCAACUAAGAAGGGGGUGCUACCCCUGCUUGGGAUGAGUGAUAAGGCUGAAAGGACAGAAAGCAGCAAACAGACUAAAGACCAGCAGAAGAGACUGGAGGAAACUCGAGAUGAGAUGAUCCAGAUACAGAUUCGCUACCAGAAAGAAAUAGACAGAUUAGAAAAAGAAAACAAAGACCUGAAGAAAAAUCUGCUGCUGAAGGAAAGCAAGGGAGGACGAAAGCGAGUGAUGAAGAAAUCCCUGAUAGAUAUGUAUUCUGAGGUACUGGAUGAGCUGGCUGUGUAUGAUUCGAGCUAUAACACACAGGAUAACCUUCCCAGGGUGGUCGUCGUGGGUGACCAGAGUUCUGGUAAGACCAGUGUUCUGGAGAUGAUUGCCAGAGCCAGGAUAUUUCCAAGGGGUUCAGGAGAAAUGAUGACAAGGUCACCAGUAAAGGUCACACUUAGUGAAGGUCCCUACCAUAUAGCACAGUUCAAGGACAGCACCAGGGAGUUUGACCUCUCGAAAGAGUCUGAGCUGGCGGCCCUCAGGAAGGAAGUGGAGCUGAGAAUGAAAGCGAGCGUACAAGAGGGACAGACAGUCAGUCCAGAAUGUAUUGCUAUGACAGUGAAGGGACCUGGUCUCCCGAGGAUGGUACUUGUGGAUCUGCCGGGUAUUAUUUCUACUGUUACUACAAAGAUGGCACCUGAUACAAAGGAGUCCAUCAAACGCCUAGUCAGAAGUUACAUGGAAAACCCCAAUUCUAUAGUCCUUUGUAUUCAAGAUGGUUCAUUAGAUGCUGAGAGAAGUAAUGUGACUGAUCUGGUCAGUCAGAUGGACCCUACUGGGCGAAGAACCAUAUUUGUGCUGACCAAGGUUGACUUGGCAGAAAGUAACCUGUACAACCCUGAUCGUAUCAAAUCCAUUCUAGAAGGACAGCUAUUUCCAAUGAAAGCUUUAGGGUACUUUGCAGUGGUGACUGGAAGAGGUAACCAGAAUGACAGUAUACAGACAAUCAAGGACCAUGAGGAGAACUUCUUUAGAAACUCCAGAUUGUUCAAGGAGGGCGUGUUGAAACCUACACAGAUGAACACACAGAACAUGAGUAUGGCUGUGUCCGAACUCUUCUGGAAAAUGGUGAAGGAGUCGGUGGAGCAGCAGGCGGAUGCCUUCAAAGCUACAAGAUUCAAUCUUGAAACAGAAUGGAAAAACACAUUCCCACGUGUUAGGGAGCUUGACCGGGAUGAACUAUUUGACAAGGCGCGGGGUGAGAUCCUGGAUGAAAUCAUCAACCUCAGCCAGGUCACACCCAAGGAAUGGGAGGAUGCAUUUACCCAGCGUCUGUGGGACAAGGCAUCUACACACUUCUUUGAGAACAUCUAUCUUCCUGCUGCUCAGUCACAAAACUCGGGCACAUUCAAUACAACAGUAGACAUCCGUCUCAAACAGUGGGCGGACGCUGUGCUGCCACGUAAAUGUGUAGAGGUGGGAUGGGACACGUUACAUGAUGAGUUCCUAAAGUUCGUGGAGCGGGACAAGAAAAGCAAAUCUCAUGAAGAGCUGUUUGAUAAGCUGAAACAGACAGUGAUAGAGACGAGCAAGUCUAAACACAUGUGGGACAGCAAGGCAGAGGAUAGUCUGCGUGUGAUCCAGGUUAACACUCUGGAGGACCGAUCUGUGUCGGACAAACAGCAGUGGGACAGCGCUAUACGCUUCAUGGAGGAGUCCAUACGCUCUCGUCUGGAUCAGACGGAGGCUCGACUCAAGGAGAUGACCGGUCCAGGUGCACGGGAGCAAUGGCUCCAUUGGAAACACCGCACUUCUGAUCACAAAAACCGUGUGGCUACCAAGGACGAGCUACAGAAGAUUCUCAAUUCUGACAAGACUCAUAAACCUGUGAUAGGCCCAGAUGAGCUGACCACGGUGAGACGAAACCUUCAGACAAAAGGUGUAGAGGUGGACAAUGAAUUUAUUAAGGAGACCUGGUACCACGUGUAUAGGGGAUCCUUUUUGAAGAAGGCUCUAUCUCAAGCCCAGGACUGUCGCAAGGGAUUCUACUACUACCAGAAGGGCUUCCAAGACUCAGGGCUUGAAUGUAAUGAUGUGGUACUGUUCUGGAGACUACAGAGGAUGUUACAGGUCACCAGUAAUGCUCUACGACAACAGGUCAUGAACAAUGAAGCUCGGCGACUUGAGAGGAUCAUAAAGGAUGUCCUCGAGGACUAUGGGGACAACAAGGAGGUACUGUCCAAGUUAUUGACCGGUCGUCGUGUCCAGCUGGCUGAGGAGCUAAAGAAAGUCAGAACGAUUCAAGAAAAACUAGAAGAAUUUAUCAAUGCCUUAAACAAGGAAAAAUAAUGAAGCACAAUACUGUGUAAUAGGGUAUGGUAUAGUGUUGUGGAACGUGACAGUGUGCAUGGUGUACUUGGUGCAGAUACAGGACGCAAGCUGACAUGGAUUUUGUGAAAGUUUUUAAUCAUAUUAAACACGACACUGACAGACGUUUCUAGCUUUUGUGAUAUGUUUGUAUGGAGUGUAUGUCGGUCUGUAUAUGCUACUGGCAAUAAGUUUAUUUAUUGAUGGACAACCAUCUGGUGUAUUUCGACUGACAACAGAUGGAUGUAGUGUAUCAGGAUGUUUGUAUGUAAUGUAGUAGCAUAAUAUUAUCGUUAUCAAAUAAAAGAAGAAUUAACUGGAAGAAAAUUUUUAUUUACAUAAUCAAUAAAUUUAUACCUAAUAUAUAACUCCUAUCAUUAUUGUUGAUAAAGAUCGGAGUGAGACUGUCUACAAAUAUCUAUCUCUUGGAAAUUAUUCGCUUUUAAAUUACAUAUUCUCUCAACCUCCUAAUUUCAUGAAAAUAUGCAUUUCCAAUUAAACCUAUCUCAAUACAAAGCUCAGACACAAGUCAGCAGAUAUACCUGGUAAAAGCACAAUGUUAAGGUCAGUUUUACAAAACUGCUUUUAAGCUACAGCUUAAUUAUCAAAUAUUUUUGCUAAUUUUUACAUUUAAUGCAAUUUUUUUUAGCCAGGUGAGUAAGAACCGUCCGGCUAUAGACAUAACUGUAACUAUUUAACCAGUAAAAUUGUUUGUCUGUAGAAAGCCUUCACCUAAGACCUCUGCAAACAUUUAUUGUGCAUUUAAGUUAAUGAUCACCAAUGGUAAAUCAUAAUUUGUUCUUAUAGUUAAUGACGUCACAAUGAAAAGUUGUUGUUUUUUCUCGAUAUAAUAGUUUAACAAAACGGUCAGAUAGACACCUUGAAUCUACAUUGAUUUUGGCAGUGGCUUUAACUUAUUCAGCCCAAGAACUGCAUGUUAAUAAAAAGUUGUCCACAUCUUUGUUUUCCUAUGAUGAUUCAAGCUAUAUUUUCCUUGUUAAAGUUGUAUAUUCUAAGUCAUUUUAAGUUACAGAAUUUUAAAGCUUUGUUGGUUAUAUUUUGUUACUCCAAUUAACUUUAUAUCACAAUAUUCAUUCAUUGCUAUUAAAUAUUGUUACAUUCACAAGUUAAUAAUCUAGAUGUUUGAAUCAAAUGAUCAGUAUGAUCAGUAAGGCAUUUUGUCUGUUGAAUAAAUUUGAAUACACAAGUCUUCUGCUGGAUAUGUAUCAACAUACUUUUUUCAUAUACAAUAUCGUUUAUAUUUAGUAUUAAUGUUUGAAAAUUUAAUUUAUAUACUGGGUAUUUAAAAUGACGAAAACCCAGAGAAACAAGCUCCAAUUGUUUGUGAAGCUUUUCAGUGAUUAUUCAUUAGUGACCAUCACGGUUAGUGAAAUGUUGGCUUCAGGUACUGUUUGUAAGCUGUUCAGUAUGUAUGUGAUAAACGAUCUAUAGUGUCACUUAUUUUACGUGCAUUACAGUAUGAAUGUGUUCAACAGAUUUUCUUUGAUGUUUGUAAUUCAUUAUAUAUUUAGUACCUAAUCUACUCGUGUUAUUAAAUUGCGGUGGAUAUCAACUCGGCAUGUUAGGAAUGUAAAUCUCUGCAUUUACCGCAGAAGCCAGUAUCUGGUGCCAAUGUUUAAAAGGAGUGUGGAAAGGAAGCUAGCAUCAUGCUGCAUAUGAUUCUAAAUGUACUACACUGUCAAACAUUUCUUCUUUUUCUGUUGAUACCUGAUGUAAAACAAUAAAAUGUCAUUUAAUAAAUCAUAACAUAC
Molecule: messenger RNA, 5003 nt
Organism: Mizuhopecten yessoensis (Yesso scallop)
Lineage: Eukaryota; Metazoa; Mollusca; Bivalvia; Pectinida; Pectinidae
Product: dynamin-like 120 kDa protein, mitochondrial
Exons: 30
Coding region: 151-3213 (1020 amino acids)
Biological process (GO): mitochondrial fusion
Cellular component (GO): mitochondrial membrane; cytoplasm; microtubule
Molecular function (GO): GTP binding; microtubule binding; GTPase activity
Source: RefSeq, a predicted model, not a curated record